Messenger RNA from Kwoniella shivajii, 894 nucleotides. RefSeq lists its product as uncharacterized. The coding region runs from base 1 to 894 and encodes 297 amino acids. The transcript has 5 exons. The record is from RefSeq and is a predicted model, not a curated record. Lineage: Eukaryota; Fungi; Basidiomycota; Tremellomycetes; Tremellales; Cryptococcaceae.
AUGUCAUUUCGUAGAAGUAAUUUCGGUAGAUUCACAAGCUCAACUGCGAAUGAGAGUUAUCAACGUCAGCUCACCGCUCCAGUGAACAAAUGGAGAAAACAAUGGGUUUCACCUACUGGAUUAGCACCCGAGAGUUCAUACAAGAUAUGUAAAUGGGUUAAACAGAAGGAAAAGGCUAAACUUGCGGGCGCUGCUGAAGGUGACGAUAACACGCCAGCACCUGAAGGAGAGGAGAAUGAAGGCGACGAGAAUGAUGAAGGGGAAGACCAAGAGAUGGACGAAGAUAAUCAAGGUGACGAAGAGGGCGAAGCUGAAGGAGAAGAAGGUGAAGGUGAAGGUGAUGGGGAAGCUGUGCCUACAGCAACUGGAGUUGCAGCACAAACCCCUGUUCCUGGAAUGAUAUCGACAGAAACAGAUAUACCCACAGCAACCUCGACUUCAGUCCCUCAACCGUCUGAACCUAUAGUGGGGGAAUCAGGACCAGAACCAGUGACAGCAAAAGUAACCGAAACCUCCCCUACAGCUGAACAAAUCUCUUCUGAACCCAGAGCUACCGAAGAGAUAGAAAGAGCACCGGGAUCACAACCACAAGAAUCACAUGAAGCACCUAUACCACCUCAUAAUCCUAUACCUUCAAAUGCGAUUGAAAUUACAUCCGUAGCUCCAACAUCGACCGAAACCGGAUUAGGUACAAUAGGCAUGUCUGAUACUUCUGUACAACUAGAAACUCGUCAUGCUGAGGAUACAGCAGAUGAGAAGAUGGAUGUUGAGGAACCCGUACAGAUGGAGGAGAAAGACAAGGGUUUGGUUCAUGGUGAAAUGGAAGCUCCUACUGAAGCUCUGGAAAUGACAGAAGUAGAUGAAACUAAAGAAGUUGAGAAGGAACAAAUGUAG